CAAACCCAGCCGAACCACGCCGAGCCGAGCAUUUAGUCCCGCCGCCCCACACAGAGGCAGCCGCGGAGGGAAGAUGACCUGGUAGCGCAUCUUUACGCACCCGAGCCGCCGUCCGCCCCUCAUAAAGCCACUCUCUGCCUCUCUACGGUUCAUUUGCUCGCCGAGACCAUGGAGACGGCAGUUCCCAGGAGCGAUGUUUUCAUCUCCCAGCUGCUCCUUUUCAGCCAGAUAGUUGUGGCAGCAGAGCCGCUGGUCCGAGGCCUGAGGAAACUCCCCGAAGAUAUCGACUGGUCGUACUCAGGUACCCUAAACCAGCGCAACUGGGGUAAAAAGUACCCAUCCUGUAACAGUGCCAGGCAGUCUCCUGUGGACAUCGAUGAGAUGUUCACCCAGGUCAGGCUGCAGUACCAGAAUCUGCAACUCGAAGGCUGGGACCAACUGACGGCGGAGUCCAGCACCAUCCACAACAACGGGAAGACUGUGGCCAUCACUGUGGAAGGGGAGUUCUUUGUGAGUGGAGGAGGGCUGAGCUCCAGGUUCCGUGUUGGUAGAAUCAACUUCCACUGGGGGCGCUGCAACGUGACCUCAGAUGGGUCUGAACACAGCCUGAAUGGGAUGAAAUACCCUCUGGAGAUGCAGAUCUACUGUUACGAUCCAGAUGACUUCCAAAGUCUGGACGAGGCUAUUAGGGAAGGAGGGAGGACCGCUGCCUUGGCGGUGCUCUUUGAGAUCAGCCUGGAAGACAACGAGAACUUCAGUCCUGUUAUAGAAGCCGUCAACACUGUCAGCAGGUUUGGUAAGAGCGGAUCGAUGGAAGCCUUCACCUUGCGGUCCUUGCUUCCAAAUAACACAGAUAAAUAUUACAUCUACAAUGGCUCACUAACUGCACCUCCCUGCUCUGAGACGGUGGAAUGGAUCAUCUUUAAACACACUGUAGCUAUAUCAGAAACACAGUUGGAGGUGUUUUGCGACGUGAUGACGAUGGAGCAGGCUGGGUAUGUGAUGCUGACGGAUUACCUGCAGAACAACUUCAGGGAGCAGCAGCAGCAGUUCAUGGGUCAGGUGUUCGCCUCGUACACCGGAGUGGAGGACGUGCUCACACCCAUCUGCAGCUCGGAGCCAGAGAACGUUCAGGCCGAUGCCCAGAACGACACGACCAUCAUGGUGAUGUGGGAGCGUCCCCGCGUGGUUUACGACACCACCAUCGACUGGUACACGGUCACCUACCAGAGGCUGCAGGGCAGAGACCAGAGCAAGCAGGAAUACAGAACAGACGGGGACCAGGACGUGGGUGCCAUCAUCCCCAGCCUGCUCGCUAACAGCAGCUAUGUGGUUCAGGUGGUCGCUGUUUGCACCAACGGACUCAGAGGACGAUGGAGCGACCAGAUUGUAGUGGACAUGCCAUUAGAAGACCCUGAAAGCGAUUCAGAUCCUGACACUGUCACAAAAGACUUGGAAGGCAACAAGGAGGUCUCAUCUAAAGCCAGAUGGGAGAAACCAGAGAACCAGAAUCAGGUGGAUUUGUCUCCAGAGGACCACAGCCCCGUGGAGGAGAUCCCAGUGGAGCAGACUAGAGUUUACCAGAACCAACCUAAGCACCAACAGAACCAGCCCGGACUCCAAACCCAAACAAACCAGAACUUCCCAGUCCAGGCCAGCACCCGUUCGACUCCAAAGACUCCCUCCGAGUCUGCCGUUUUACAGAAAACGCGACUCAACCAGAAUGUGAAAAAGAAGCCGAUUUGGAAUAAGGAGGAACCCGAUUAUGUGAAUCAGAACUGGAUUGACGAGGACCAGGAGGUCCCAACACACCAGCCGAUCAAUAAGGCAGGUUUUGACGGCAAUGGGGCAAUAUGGGUAACUGAUGUAACUGAGCAGCCAGGCUUCCUGUUUCCAGUUGCUCGGACAACUACCCUGCCGACGAUCCGCCGACAAAUCACAGAAGAGGCCUCGCUGUCAGUGCUUCCACAUCAGUCAAGGGAUCCACCAGACCAAGCUGAUGAAACUGAGCUCCCCUCUCCCCAGUCGGACCUCUACACCCCUCCUGUGGAGGACAUCCAAGUCACAGAUGUCUUCUAUGAAGACACAGUCAACAACUCUCCACUAGAAACCCCCACCUCUGCCUCAACAGUGUCUGCUGCUGCUGCUGCUGCUGCUGUGUUGUCAGGUAACGAAAUGGAUGAAUUCUCACCACCGUCCUCCGACGAUGGUGAUGCCCCUGUAAACAAACCCCUACCAGAAACCAUCACCUUAGUGUCCUCCACACCCUCCCCCCUCUGGAUAACGGCGAGGGCAGCGACCGCCAGCAACACACUCGCUGAGUCAGUCUACAAAUCAUUCACCACCUCCUCUCUGCUCAGGGUGCUGAUGCACACAACCCAGCCCAUGUUUAAUGAGGGCAGCAACAGCAGCCACGAGUCUCGGAUCGGGCUGGUCGGAGGUGUGGAGAGGGAGAAGAGGACAGUGGUUCCUCUGGCUGUCGUCUCCACUCUCACCAUCCUCUGUCUCCUGGUACUUGUGGGCAUACUCAUCUACUGGAGAAAUUGUUUCCAGGCGGCUAAUUUCUACCCAGAUGACGGUGCAUCACCUAAAGUCAUAUCAGCUCCAUCUACACCCCUGCUGCUGGCCACAGAUGGUCACGAGCCGCUGACAGUGAAGCAGUUUGUGAAGCAUGUCAUGGAGCUGCACACCACCAACACCUUCUCCAAGGAUUUUGAGAUUGUCAAAGAAUCCUAUGAGGAGGUGCAGGCGUGCACGGUGGACAUGGGCAUCACUGCCGACAACUCCAAUCACCCUGACAACAAAAGCAAGAACCGAUACAUCAACAUACUGGCCUAUGACCACAGUAGAGUCAAGCUCUCCAGCAGUUUGGACAGAGAUGGGAAAUGCGGGGACUACAUUAACGCUAACUUUGUAGACGGUUAUGAGCGAACGAGGGCGUACAUCGCAGCUCAAGGGCCUCUCAGAGCGGGCAGGGAAGACUUCUGGAGGAUGAUCUGGCAGCAGAAUGUUGGCGUUAUUGUCAUGAUCACCAACCUCAAGGAGAAAGGACGGACAAAAUGUGACCAGUACUGGCCGGAGGAGAACCAGGAGGAAUACGGUCCAUACCAGGUGUCCCUGAAGAGCAGCAAGACCCUCGCUUACUACACACUGCGGACGUUCACUGUCAGAGACACCACCAAUAAGGUUUCUCAGAGGAGAGUUGAACACACUGUCCUCCAUUACCACUACACCCAGUGGCCAGACAUGGGCGUCCCAGAAUACACUCUGCCUGUCCUGUCCUUCAUCAGAGCAUCCUCCCGGGCACGGACACAGGAGAUGGGACCCGUACUGGUACACUGCAGCGCCGGCGUAGGAAGGACAGGAACCUACAUAGUGAUAGACAGCAUGCUGCAGCAGAUCCAGGAUCAGGGUACGGUGAACGUUCUCGGGUUCCUAAAACAUGUACGGACGCAGAGGAACUUCCUGGUCCAGACGGAGGAGCAGUACGUGUUCAUCCACGAUGCUCUGGUGGAGGCCAUCUUGAGCCGUGACACCUCGGUGACCUCAGACCUCCUCCACACUUAUGUGUCCGACCUCCUGACCCCCGGGGCGUCGGGCAGGACCCGCAUGGACAAACAGUUCAAGUUGAUCAGUCAGCGGCAGGCGAAGCACGCAGACUACAGCACGGCCCUGAGAGACGGCAAUGCUGAGAGGAACAGAGCCAGAGCUCUGAUGCCUGUGGAAAGAUCAAGAGUGUGUCUGACCGCUUCAGAAACAAACGCCACGGGGUACAUCAACGCCUCCUACGUCAUGGGACACCACCACAGUAAGGAGUUCAUAGUGAGCCAGACUCCUCUGAGCAGCACGGUGGCAGAUUUCUGGAGAAUGAUCUGGGAACACAACACGCACACUGCUGUCUGUCUGCCAGACACACACUGUCAGAGUAAGGAGGGCGAGUCUUGUGUUUACUGGCCCAGAAAAGACCAGCCAAUGAGCUUUGAGGGUUUCACUGUGUCGUACUCGGGCGAGGAGCAUGUAUGUCUGUCCAAUGACGAGAGGCUUUUGGUGCAGGACUUCACAAUGGAGUCUCCACAGAACAAUUAUGUGUUGGAGGUGCGCCAGUACAGCGCCACCUGCUGGCCCAACCCAGACAGCCCAAUCAGGAACAGUUUUGAUUUGGUCAACACAGUCAGAGAGCACAGCAGACACUCAGACGGACCCACGGUCAUACACGACCCGUUGGGAGGUACUACAUCAGGGCUGUUCUGUGCCCUCACCACCCUGUGCAGUCAGCUGGAGGAGGAGGGAGCGGUCGACGUCUACCAGGUGGCACGGAUGACCAACCUCAUGAGACCUGGGGUUUUUAAUGAUGUAGAGCAGUACCAGUAUCUGUACCGAGCUGUGCUGAGUCUGGUUAGCAGCCAGGAGGACCAGAGAGCCCUGCAGAGUCCAGAAACUAACGGAUCUGUACCACUGGGACAGACUAACAUCGCUGAGAGUCUGGAGUCCCUCAUGUAGACACACACAAGCACACACACAUACAUGCACAUUGACUCAUUUGUGGUGAGAGGAUGAACAGCAUCAUGUUUGUGUCUGUGGUUAAGAGCUGUGUCCACUGAGCAUGCUAAUGCUUUGAUGUACAGUAUGCUCAAUAAUCAGAGAUCAUUAGUCAAAGUAUAAAAAUAAAAUAAUAAUAAGUGAUCGAGUCGUACAUUAAGUAAUCCAAAUCAGCGUAGGUUUGAGUCACUUACCUUUAGAUUAUAUCUAAUGAAAACCAACACCCCACUUUUAUGAUGAGUGAAUCCCAUUAAAUAGGAGCUCAAACAACUUGCAGUUUGCUUUUUACCAUUUACGUUGUUUCUUUUUGACACAGUUCACAUGUGUCUCAUUUGCCCACCAAACACGUCUGGCAGCUGCAGACAGGUCAUUAAAAGUGAUGACCUUUACUUCUCAUACUGUCAGCAUUAGCAUGCACAGCAGACUAAGCUACACAAUCUACCAGACACAGAGCUCAUGUCUGACCAACCCGCCAUGAUGUGAAAGGUACCACUGUCUGAUCAGGCAGCCGGGUUUUAGUUAAUUAAUUAAAGGCUAAUAAAUCAUUUAGUAAUACUUUCUAGAUCAGUAAUAAGUCUUUUAAUAAACAAUAUUUGUGUUGCCAGGUUGUGCUUUGAGUUAAUUCUGGAAAAGGGCUGCAGACGAGAUGGACCAAAAUCCAUUUAGUAACAUGUUGCAGACUUGCUAAUUAAAGCCCUUUAUUAAAGGUUUGUUUACAUUUAUAACUCAGACUUGCUAAUUAGAAAGUGAAAACCCAAUUUUUUACAGAAUAGAAAGGAUAAACACGAGCCAAUGGGAUUUCUGCCAACCCAAUAACUGAUCUAUAAAGCAUUGGUGAACGAUUUGAUAGCCAUUGAUAUAGACAUGCGUUUAAAUUCAAAAGUCCUUUAUAACAGGCUCGUUAUUAGAAAGUGGUACCAAAAAAGCUUCACUGCCUUUUCCAAUGAGAGCCUCCAGACGUUCCAGCUGUGUAUGUGUUGCUGCUCAGCGUGCAGCCUGAGGCAGCAGAGAGACGGCAAAAAAACCUUUUGAGGGCUUUCAUUAAAAAACAUCAGAAAGAAUUUCUAUCUAAAAUAAUUUUUCUUAAUGAUGGAGUCAGUUAUUUAAUUCCAGUAACAGGCCUACCCUCAAUUUCUAAAUUAAUCUUUAACAUUUAUUCCUUUUAUUUGAACAAUUGUUAUUUUUUGCUUCUUUUUCGUCACUCUCGUGUGUUCCAUCUUUUUUUCUAAAAAACUGAAAUAGAAAUUGCAUCUGCAAAACAGGCAAAAC
Morone saxatilis (striped sea-bass) is the source of this 5808-nucleotide messenger RNA. It is a transcript of the gene ptprz1b, whose product is annotated as protein tyrosine phosphatase receptor type Z1b. Gene Ontology annotation, biological process: peptidyl-tyrosine dephosphorylation. Bases 169 to 4500 code for a protein of 1443 amino acids. Gene Ontology annotation, molecular function: protein binding; protein tyrosine phosphatase activity. The record is from RefSeq and is a predicted model, not a curated record. The transcript has 32 exons. Lineage: Eukaryota; Metazoa; Chordata; Actinopteri; Moronidae.